CCGAAAGGUGACGUUAAGUUCAUCUACGUAGCUCGCAAUAUCCUACGUAUACGUAGCGGCUCUCCAUGAGCUCAACACCCGAAUUCAAAGUCACGUUCUUCCCUCCGCUCCAUCUCCAGAGGCGGGCAUGGAUCAUUGGCGUUCUCAGGCGAGAGCAGCCGGCUUCGAUCCUUGACAUCGGGUGUGGCAAUGGGGAACUUCUCGCCACCCUCUGUCAACCUGCACCAUGGCUCGCCUCCAAGACCGAGACGGAUCGCGCGAACGAUGACGUGCCCUCGACCAGCAACGACCCGCGCAACUUGCACCCUUCCCAUGUCGCCGGUCUCGACAUCUUAGAACAAGAACUCAAUUACGCCGCAGAAGAGACCGCCCCGGGCCUGAACACGCCCUACCCGCGCUGGGAGCCGCUCGAAGUCAAGCUCUGGCUCGGCGCGCUGGAGGUGGUCAACCCCGAAUUCGUCGGCGCAGACUGCAUCAUCGCAACGGAGGUCGUUGAGCACCUCGCCGACGAGGCGCUCGCAGCAUUUGCACCCGUGCUUCUUGGCGUGUACCGCCCGCGCCUUCUACUCAUCACCACACCUUCAUACGCAUUCAACGCGCGGUUCGCACCACCCGACGCUCCAAGACCUGGUGGCUACCCGGACCCAACUAAGCGCACUGACCGGAUCUUCAGGCACGCAGACCACAAGUUCGAGUGGACCGUUGAGGAAUUCACCGAGUGGUGUUCCUGUGUGGCAGAGCAGUGGGGAUACGAAGUCAGCCUGGACACCAUUGGUUACGCGCUCGAAACGGAUGAAUGGGGACGCGACCAAGACAUCGGAGGGGCAACCCAAGUGGCGGAAUUCAGACGCAUCGAUGAGAGUAAUCUCGACGAGAGCGUGCAGUUACAGCGCGAGGAAAAGAAACAGGAAAUGAAAGCAGUGGCAGGAGCCAUGGAACAGCACCGCUUGCUGAUCACACACCAAUACGUCGUCCACGAACGGGUGGGGACACCAGGCUCCUUGGAGGAGAUCGCAGACGAAGUAACGCGGCAAUUCGAUGUGCCUGGUGAGACGCACAUUCGGCUACAGGAAAUCUGGUUUUCCGAUGGAAUUGGCCCGCUGUGCGGUGGCUCGUUGGACCUGCUUACCGAGGCCAUUGAGGCCAACUCCCGACUCGAGCUCCUCACGGAAGAGGAGAAAGGCGUUGGAGACUGGGUGGUUCACAGACUAGGUGCAAUACGACGGUCGUCAACCCACGAAUGGGCCUCAUCAGAGGCGGAUUCGGAGGAGCUAUCGCAGCAGUGGUCGCAUGUCGGACCAGGAGGCGAAGUCAGGCCGGAAGAGGAUUGGGAGGUACCGCAGCCUACUUGGAUAUCGGAGACAGAAGAUUCCAGCAAGGAUAAUCCUUGGGAAGGUGGAGAGAAGGACCCAUGGUCAAACGAGGCCGGUUGGGGGCAGGGAGCUGUCGUCGACGAAGAAGAUUCAUCCAAGCAAUGGGGUCAAUGGGGGAACAGCGAGGUGAAAGACGAAGACGGCGAUAAUGGCCCACUUUGGAAGGGUGUAGCACAAGAUAACAACGGAGAUGACUUGGAGGUAGACUUGGAGGUGUCACGAACGAGAGAAGAACCUAGCUAGAUGUAUUAC
Molecule: messenger RNA, 1625 nt
Organism: Coniophora puteana RWD-64-598 SS2
Lineage: Eukaryota; Fungi; Basidiomycota; Agaricomycetes; Boletales; Coniophoraceae
Exons: 3
Coding region: 66-1616 (516 amino acids)
Biological process (GO): siRNA processing; RNA methylation; piRNA processing
Cellular component (GO): cytoplasm; nucleus
Molecular function (GO): O-methyltransferase activity; RNA methyltransferase activity
Source: RefSeq, a predicted model, not a curated record